Arctia plantaginis is the source of this 360-nucleotide messenger RNA. The record is from the annotation of a GenBank genome assembly. NCBI's taxonomy places the organism in Eukaryota, Metazoa, Arthropoda, Insecta, Lepidoptera, Erebidae.
AUGGCAGAAAAGCUCGAAGAUCUGAAUCUCCCUAUGACUGUAGUUACAAGAAUAGUUAAAGAAGCUUUACCGGAAGGUGUAUCAAUAUCAAAAGAGGCAAGAACAGGGCUUGCAAAAGCCGCUUCUGUUUUCGUGUUAUAUGUGACUUCUGCUGCUACAAACAUUGUUAAGAACAAGAAAAGAAAAGCUUUGACUGGCCAAGACGUACUGGAUGCGAUGCGGGAUAUAGAAUUCGACAGAUUCGUGGACCCAUUAGCCGAAUCCCUUGAACAGUAUAAACUGAUGGUAUCUGCGAAGAAAGCAAGCUCUGGGAAGAAGAAGGACGAAGGGGACGACGUAGAGAUGAUAGAAGACGACUAA